CGUGACGUCAGAGGGCUCGGGGGAAGGAGUCGGAAUCCGCCCAGGCUCAAGUUAAAUCAUCCUCCAGGGAGCCGACUCUGGAGUCUCUGGCUGGCCCGGUUUCUACUGUUAACAGGUCCCACCCCGCAAUCCCGGCGGCUCCAUGGUGUGCCGGAACCCGUUCGGGCGGAGGCGGAGGCGGCGCCGGCAGUCGCCCGGCUCGUCCAGCGCCUUUUCGGUCACGGCCAUGGCUCCUCGGCUGCAGCUGGAGAAGGCGGCCUGGCGCUGGGCGGAGACGGUGAGGCCCGAGGAGGUGUCGCAGGAGCACAUCGAGACCGCCUACCGAAUCUGGCUGGAGCCGUGUAUCCGAGGCGUGUGCAGAAGAAACUGCAGAGGAAAUCCGAAUUGCUUAGUUGGGAUUGGUGAGCAUAUCUGGUUAGGAGAAAUAGAUGAGAAUAGUUUUCAUAACAUUGACGAUCCCAACUGUGAGAGGAGGAAGAAGAAUUCGUUUGUGGGCCUGACUAACCUGGGAGCCACCUGCUAUGUCAACACCUUUCUCCAGGUGUGGUUUCUCAACCUAGAGCUUCGACAGGCGCUGUACUUAUGCCCAAGCACCUGUAGUGACUACACAAUGGGAGAUGGUGUCCGUGGAGGAAAAGAUUAUGAGCCUCAGACAAUUUGUGAGCAUCUACAGUACUUGUUUGCUUUGCUGCAAAACAGUAACAGGCGAUACAUUGAUCCUUCGGGGUUUGUUAAAGCCUUGGGCUUGGAUACUGGACAGCAGCAGGAUGCCCAAGAGUUUUCCAAGCUCUUUAUGUCGCUGUUGGAAGACACUUUGUCUAAACAGAAGAACCCAGAUGUUCGGAACAUCGUGCAACAGCAGUUCUGUGGGGAGUAUGCCUAUGUGACUGUUUGCAAUCAAUGUGGCCGAGAGUCUAAGCUUUUAUCAAAAUUCUAUGAACUGGAGUUAAACAUCCAAGGCCACAAGCAGUUAACAGACUGCAUCUCCGAAUUCCUGAAGGAAGAAAAAUUAGAAGGAGACAAUCGAUACUUCUGUGAGAACUGUCAAAGCAAACAGAAUGCUACAAGGAAAAUUCGACUUCUAAGCCUCCCAUGCACUCUCAAUUUGCAGCUGAUGCGUUUUGUGUUUGACAGGCAAACCGGACACAAGAAGAAGCUCAAUGCCUAUAUCGGCUUCUCGGAGAGUCUGGAUAUGGAGCCAUAUGUGGAGCACAAAGGUGGGCCGUUUGUGUAUGAACUCAGUGCGGUCCUCAUCCACAGAGGAGUGAGUGCUUAUUCUGGCCACUACAUUGCCCACGUGAAAGAUCCUCAGUCUGGAGAAUGGUACAAGUUCAAUGAUGAGGACAUAGAGAAGAUGGAGGGGAAGAAAUUACAACUGGGGAUUGAGGAAGAUCUAGCAGAGCCUUCUAAAUCCCAGACCCGCAAACCUAAGUGUGGCAAAGGAACUCACUGUUCUCGAAAUGCAUACAUGUUGGUUUAUAGACUGCAAACCCAGGAAAAAAACCACACAAUGGUUCAAGUCCCAGCCUUUCUUCAAGAGCUGGUAGAUCGGGACAAUUCCAAGUUUGAGGAGUGGUGUGUUGAAAUGGCCGAGAUGCGCAGGCAGAGUGUGGACAAAGGCAGAGCGAAACACGAGGAGGUGAAGGAGCUGUACCAAAGGUUGCCUGCUGGAGCUGAGCCCUAUGAGUUUGUCUCUCUUGAAUGGCUGCAAAAGUGGUUAGAUGAAUCGACACCCACCAAACCUAUUGAUAAUCAUGCUUGCCUAUGUUCACACGACAAGCUUCAUCCAGACAAAAUAUCAAUUAUGAAGAGAAUAUCAGAAUAUGCAGCUGACGUUUUCUACAGUCGAUAUGGAGGAGGUCCACGACUAACUGUGAAAGCCCUGUGUAAGGACUGUGUUGUAGAACGCUGUCGUGUACUGCGCCUGAAGAGCCAACUGAAUGAAGACUACAAAACCGUCAACAAUUUGCUGAAAGUAACAAUGAAGGGCAAUGAUGGAUUCUGGGUGGGAAAGUCGUCUUUACGCAGCUGGCGCCAGCUGGCUCUUGAACAACUAGAUGAGCAAGAUGGUGAGGCGGAGCAAAGCAACGGGAAGAUGAACGGGAGCCCCUUCAAUAAAGAUGAAUCAAAGGAAGAAAAGAAAGAAGAGGAGGAGGAAUUAAAUUUUAAUGAAGACAUCCUGUGUCCUCAUGGGGGGUUAAGCAUAUCUGAAAAUGAAAGGAGGCUCGUUUCUCAAGAGGCUUGGAGCAAACUGCGGCAGUACUUCCCAAAGGCUCCUGAGUUCCCAAGUUACAAAGAGUGCUGCUCACAAUGCAAGAUUUUGGAACGAGAAGGGGAAGAAAAUGAAGCCUUACAUAAAAUGAUCGCAAACGAACAGAAGACCUCACUCCCGAAUUUGUUCCAGGACAAAAACAGACCGUGUCUCAGUAACUGGCCAGAGGAUACGGACGUUCUCUAUAUUGUGUCACACUUCUUUCUAGAUGAAUGGCGCAAGUUUGUUAGAAAGCCUGCAAGGUCUACUCCUGUGUCAUCCAUUGGAAACACUGCCCUUCUGUGUCCGCAUGGAGGACUCAUGUUUACAUUUCCUUCCCUCACCAAAGAAGAUUCGAAACUCUGUCAACCUUUAGAGAGAAGAGAAGGAGGCUGGCCCCCUGCAGCACAUAAUAAUAUAGCUCUCAUAUGGCCCAGUGAAUGGCAAAUGAUUCAAAAGCUCUUUGUUGUGGAUAAAGUAAUUAAAAUCACAAGAAUUCAAGUGGGAGACUCUUCUGAAACACAGUAUAUUUCUGAGCCUAAUCUCUGUCCAGAUUGCAGAGAAGGCCUGCUAUGCCAGCAGCAGAGGGACCUUCGAGAAUAUACCCAAGCUACCAUCUAUGUCCACAAAGUUGUGGACAACAAAAAGGUGAUGAAAGACUCAGCUCCGGAGUUGAAUGUGAGUAGUUCCGAGACAGAAGAGGACAAGGAAGAAGCUAAGCCAGAUGGAGAGAAAGACCCGGACUUUAAUCAAAGCAAUGGAGGUGCCAAGCGGCAGAAGACGUCUCAACAGGGCUACGUGGCCUACCAGAAGCAGGUCAUCCGGCGGAGCACGAGGCACAGAAAGGUGCGAGGGGAGAAGGCACUGCUGGUGUCAGCCAAUCAGACGUUAAAGGAACUGAAGAUUCAGAUCAUGCAUGCAUUUUCAGUCGCUCCCUUUGACCAGAAUUUGUCAAUUGAUGGAAAGAUUUUAAAUGAUGACUGUGCCACCCUUGGUACCCUCGGCGUCAUUCCUGAAUCUGUCAUUUUACUAAAGGCUGAUGAGCCAAUUGCAGACUAUGCUGCAAUGGAUGAUGUCAUGCAAGUUUGUAUGCCGGAAGAGGGGUUUAAAGGUACGGGUCUGCUUGGACAUUAAUCUUUGACCACUUGCUGACUGCCAAGGAAUAACCAGAAAGGAAGAGGAAUUUGACAUGUUAGGGCAUUAAAGAAAAAGUGGAUUUAAAAAUUAAACUAUUACCUGGCUCUUCCAAAAGGCAAAAAUCUAUUCAAAGAGACUGUCCCUAUUGCCUUAUGUCAAAUAAAGCAGAUUGCACUGAUGGACGUCAGAGCUGAAGGAGAUGUUUCAGAUUUUCUGUGUAAGAGGUGCUGGGAGGGGGGCGAGUAAGCAGAGUAGCAGGAAGAGUAAAUCAUGUUUACACGAGAUUUGGAGCCACAGGAGGGAGCAGAGUCCCGGUCAGUUUCAUGCAGUAGUGGAUUUGUGUGGAAGUGCAUGGGAUAGCGUCCUGCUCUGAACUCCAAGUGACUGUCUAGAGACACGACCUGCUAAUCAAUACCUGUCUUUGACCCAUACUCACCUUUCAAUAAAGCAUGGAAGUGAAGAAUUUGCCAGUGUGGAACAUGUCUUCAGAGCUCUACUGCAGGUCAGCCAUAGUCCUGCCGCCCGAUCGAUGUGUGGCGGUGCUGGGUAGGAGGGCACCUUUGUGCUUUCCUUGUCAAAUGGGCACCAUCGUUUCCGAGGUGAUGGGUAAUGUUCAGUGUGUGGCAGUGAAGCAAAUAUUCCCUGAACAUUGGCAGAAGGACUGAAGAGUGCGAGCUGGACUGACGCUCAGCAGGACAGUACGGGCCUCCCCUCCUCCAGCUCCAGUUCCCGGACCUCACUUUGAAAAGCGUCCUUCUGACAUCCCUUAGAGGGGCAUUUGAGAGAAGAUGCAGGGUGUGCUGUCUCCUCCAACUCAGGACUACUGUUGGCAGUGAAUAGUCUAAGCAGCAUCCGGAUCUGCAGGAACAGGGGUUUUAAUGGAGCGUGAGGCUGGGGUUGGGUUGGGAAGGUUGGCCGUUUGUAUUUUCUCUGUUGAGUAGGUAUGGAUGUUUGUGGCCCAGAUGCUGACACAGGCUUUUCCCCCCCCCCCUUUUUUUUUUAACCUCUAGUUUAAAAGGUUUUAAACCUCUUUGCUUAACUUAUAAAAAGAGCCGAUCUCAACAUUAGUAGCAUCUUUUGAUAGCUCCCCGUCAGUGUUCAUGGCUGCUAGGUAAAACUCCAGUGUAGUGUUUGUGUCUGCAGUGAAGAGUUGGUGUGCUAGAGGAGGUGAAGAGCCCUGUGCAGGGCCGGAAGAGUUACACACCUUCCACACUUCCCGGAAAGCUACCCUAGGAGCCCAUGCCUGGGAACACUUGGACUCAAGUGACCUGUGUUUCCAGUUCUGUCCUUUUGAACACCACGGAAAUGGGACCAAGCCUCACUCAAAAGAGCUCUUUCCCAAGGCCACGACACUUAAAAGGUCACCAAGUGUUUGACAAAUGACCUUUACAUCCUUGCAAAGAAGCCUGGAGCCAGUGGCUCUGUGACAAGGCACUGGCAGAGUCUCAGCGUCACACACAGGUGGUGGUGGGCAUAAGUGACAAAAGGUUUCUCCCCUCUUCCUGGGAUUGGAUGCCGACGAGCCAGUAGUUGUAGAAAUCUGAUAGGCUUUUCCCAGGUUGCAGUGGACGGCUUGGAAGGUUUGUUGCAUAGGCAGCCUCCGUUUCUUUACAUCAUGUUAACAAAGGAACAACCAUUAACUGAGGCAGACGCAGGUGGGGUAGACCCAGUUUCAGCGACUCCGUGCUUCCACUCCGACUCCCCGCAAACUCAGCCAUCGUCCCUCACACUGCAGAGUCUUAUUGGAGCUGCAGCCCAGGCCCCAGAAAGAAGGCCACUCCCGAGCAGCUUGGAAUCCCUGGGCUGCUGCUUCUUCACAGCUUGAAGUAGACAAAUUUUGGAGAAAAUGCACGUGUAUUUAACAGUUCCUGCUUACUAAUACGUGCUGUUUGGUUGGCUUCUGAGAUGGGGUGGCCUUAAAACAUAGGCUAGCUGUUCUACUGGGUUCUAAAUGGCAUUAAGUGGGUUCUAAAAAGCUGCUUUCAGAAAUGGCAUUAAACCAGAUUAUGAUACUCUAUAGGCUUCUCCUUUGUUUCCUUUUUCUUUCCCAGACAGGGACUCCUGUAACCAGGUUGGCCUCAGACUCACUGUAACAGGAUACCCUUGAACUUCUGAUCUUCCUACUUCCUCCCAGGUGCUGGGAUUGCAGGCAUAUGGCCACUGACAGGUUUCCUGUGGUGCGCUGAGACCUGAGCACAGGGCAUCGUGCAGGCUAGACAAAUACUCUGCUUACUGACCUACAUCCCCAGCUCCCGUCUGUAUUUCUGAUCAUUCUUUAAUCCCAAGCAAAUGUGUAGAGUUCCCUAUGCUGAAACGGUUAUUGCCACUACCAGACAUGUAGGCUAUCAUUUGAUGUCUUCAUUCCCUGAGAGAACUUUGUUUUCUGUAUUUAUGAACUUUAUUGUUGAGAAUCACUGUCAACCUUUCUGCCAAAUUAAAGACACUUGUCUCUUUCCACGGA
Peromyscus maniculatus bairdii (prairie deer mouse) is the source of this 5849-nucleotide messenger RNA. RefSeq names its product ubiquitin specific peptidase 48 (gene Usp48). Gene Ontology annotation, molecular function: protein binding; cysteine-type deubiquitinase activity; cysteine-type endopeptidase activity. Gene Ontology annotation, cellular component: nucleus; cytosol. NCBI's taxonomy places the organism in Eukaryota, Metazoa, Chordata, Mammalia, Rodentia, Cricetidae. Gene Ontology annotation, biological process: protein deubiquitination. The record is from RefSeq and is a predicted model, not a curated record.